AUGCACCUUGCUGUAGUGGCCUGUGGGGAUAGACUUGAGGAGACACUGGUCAUGAUCAAAUCUGCUCUUAUUCUCUCCAGAAAUGCAAUUAAGGUCCACAUAUUUGCAGAAUAUGAUCUUCAUCUAGGUUUCAAACAACAGUUGGACAAAUGGACAGCUGCUUUACAGGACACAUUUACCUACCAGCUUUAUCCUAUUACAUACCCUGAGGAAAACAGUUUUGAAGAAUGGAAGAAUUUAAAAGCAAAUAAACCAUGUGUCACUCAAAGAUUAUUUUUACCGACUCUCUUGGAGGAUGUUGAUUCCGUGCUGUAUGUGGACACAGAUAUCUUAUUUUUGCGACCUUUUGUUGAUCUCUGGAACUUCUUUAAGUAUUUCAACUCUAGUCAUAUAGCAGCCCUUGCUCCUGAACGUAUGCAUAGAUUAGAUGGGUACGAUCAUUUUGUUCUGCUUCCACAUUAUGGAUUGAAGGGUAAGAAUAUUAAAGCUUUUACAUUAUCUGCUUGUAUCAUUGUGGCAGAAAGUCUCGCAAAUUUUCAAAAGGUAUUUGAGUUGACCUGUGAUUGGAAUUACAGGCCAGACUGCUGUAUGUAUGCCAGUGUUUGUAAAGACGCAGAGAAAGAGGGCAUUUCAGUUCUCCAUGGUAACAGGAGAAUGUACCAUAAUGACAAACAACCGCCCUUCAAUGCAGUUUAUGAAGCUUUUAGAAAGUACACUAUGGGUCAAGAUCUUAGGACAGGCCUUCUAGAGCAGAUGAAGAUGAAUCUUGACAAAGGACCAAAAAGCAACUGUGGUUAUGUCAAACACAUAUUCAUUAAACAGAUAGAAAAACAAAUUACUCUGCUUGAAGGGAGAAAAAAGGUAUUUGAGUUGACCUGUGAUUGGAAUUACAGGCCAGACUGCUGUAUGUAUGCCAGUGUUUGUAAAGACGCAGAGAAAGAGGGCAUUUCAGUUCUCCAUGGUAACAGGAGAAUGUACCAUAAUGACAAACAACCGCCCUUCAAUGCAGUUUAUGAAGCUUUUAGAAAGUACACUAUGGGUCAAGAUCUUAGGACAGGCCUUCUAGAGCAGAUGAAGAUGAAUCUUGACAAAGGACCAAAAAGCAACUGUGGUUAUGUCAAACACAUAUUCAUUAAACAGAUAGAAAAACAAAUUACUCUGCUUGAAGGGAGAAGUUAGCUUGUUUUGGUACAUGUGAGAAUAAUACACAUGAGUGUGUAUGGACAUAUUUCACUCGUAUGUCACCUACAUUGUAGUGCUUCGAUUUGUUGUGAAUGUCGAUUGUAAAUUGUCGGUUGUCUCAAUUUAUAGCAUUUUUGGCAGAAGCGAGCAGAACUACAUGUAUGAAAUGGUAACCAGCGGU
Messenger RNA from Lingula anatina, 1363 nucleotides. Its product is annotated as glucoside xylosyltransferase 1. Gene Ontology annotation, biological process: protein O-linked glycosylation via N-acetylgalactosamine. Gene Ontology annotation, molecular function: UDP-xylosyltransferase activity. NCBI's taxonomy places the organism in Eukaryota, Metazoa, Brachiopoda, Lingulata, Lingulida, Lingulidae. The record is from RefSeq and is a predicted model, not a curated record.